This is a messenger RNA of Raphanus sativus (radish), 1347 nucleotides long. Its product is annotated as ATP synthase gamma chain 2, chloroplastic. Gene Ontology annotation, molecular function: proton-transporting ATP synthase activity, rotational mechanism. Gene Ontology annotation, biological process: proton motive force-driven ATP synthesis. The transcript has a single exon. Bases 133 to 1257 code for a protein of 374 amino acids. The record is from RefSeq and is a predicted model, not a curated record. NCBI's taxonomy places the organism in Eukaryota, Viridiplantae, Streptophyta, Magnoliopsida, Brassicales, Brassicaceae. Gene Ontology annotation, cellular component: chloroplast thylakoid membrane.
AGCUCUAUAUUUUAAUUAAUAAGCCCUCGUAAAACAAUAUAAUUACAAAAAGACCCUGAGGUUCUCUUUCUCUACACUUAUCUCCUCAAAGAGGAUCAACCUCUCAAAUCUCGAAGUCUUGCCCAAACGAAAAUGACAGGUUCGAUCUCAACCUCAUGGCUUUUGUCGUCUCCUCCGAAUUCAAAAUCCAACGCCAUCUCAAAGUCCAUCUCUUUCCCGCCCCGAGUUCGACUCUCACCGAGAUCUCCGUUACCCACAACCCAGAUCCGAGCCGGAAUACGCGAGCUACGAGAGCGAAUCGACACAGUAAAAAACACCCAGAAGAUCACAGAGGCGAUGAAACUCGUGGCGGCGGCUAGGGUUCGCCGAGCUCAAGAAGCCGUCAUCAAUUGCAGACCUUUCACCGAAACCCUCGUCGGUAUCCUCCAUUCCAUCAACCAGUGCGCUCAAUCGGAAGACGUAGACUUCCCUCUCAGCAACGUCAGACCCGUAAAGAGAGUCGCUUUGGUCGUCGUCACCGGUGACAAAGGCUUGUGCGGCGGUUUCAACAACGCUGUGAUCAAGAAAGCUAAUUUAAGGGUCGACGAGUUGAAGCAGAGAGGUGUAAGCUGCGUUGUGGUGAGCGUAGGAAAGAAAGGGAACGCUUACUUUAGUAGGAGAGACGAUGUCGAAGUCGAUAAAUGUAUCGAAGGAGGAGGUGUUUAUCCGACGGCGAAAGAAGCUCAGGUAAUCGCAGACGACGUGUUCUCCUUGUUCGUGAGCGAGGAGGUUGAUAAAGUCGAGCUCGUGUACACAAAGUUCGUGUCUUUAGUGAAAUCAGAUCCUGUGAUCCACACUCUGUUACCGUUGUCUGUCAAAGGAGAGUCUCGCGACGUGAAUGGAGAGUGUGUUGACGCUAUGGAGGAUGAGAUGUUUAGGCUGACGAGCAAAGACGGGAAGCUCGCUGUGGAGAGGACCAAAGUUGAGGUUGUUGAGAGACCGGAGAUGAUCUCGCCGUUGAUGCAGUUUGAGCAAGACCCUGUUCAGAUUCUUGACGCGAUGAUGCCAUUGUAUCUGAACAGUCAGAUUCUGAGAGCGUUGCAGGAGUCUUUGGCGAGUGAGCUGGCGUCGAGGAUGAGUGCUAUGAGCAAUGCGACGGAUAAUGCGGUUGAGUUGAAGAAGAGUCUGACGGUUGCUUAUAAUCGGGAGAGGCAGGCUAAGAUCACUGGGGAGUUGCUGGAGAUUGUGGCUGGAGCCGAAGCUCUUCGAGGGACUUAGUUAGGAGAAAACUAUAUUUUUGUUAAAACCAUUUGUUGUUUGUGUAACAAUGUCAUGAAAGAAUAAAAACAUCGACAAAACACUGAUACU